GCCAAAUCUUUUCCAAGUGUCAAUAUGCUUCAAGUUAGACCGAAGCCAGAUUUCCUUUUGCUUCCCAACCUGUCUAGGUGGCCUGGUGGUUUUCUGCCAGCAGCAGCGUCCUACCUUUGGUUUUCUGUGCCUCUAUCCACGAGGGGGGAUUAAUUAGCCAGGCUGAAGCUGGGGGAGGCUGUCGUGACGAGCCCAGUGGCGAUUGGCCGCCCGCCUGCCUGGCCCUGCCUUUAUAAUUUCCACACGAGUGCAUCUGGGCUUUUACACAAACCAACAGCAGCUUCUUCUGACAGACACACACUCACCCCGACAUACACUCGGCACACUUUUCUUCCGUCUGAUUAACAGUCCUGCACACACCAUGAUUACGGGAAAACGUAAAUAAAUACGCAAAGGGGUGACUAUUUUGACUACUGGAAGAGCUUUGCUGGGAUUCAGAGCAACUUUUGUUUUUAUUAUUGAGAAGGUGCUCUCUCCACGCGUCUCUCUCAGACACGGAUUCUUUAGCGGAGGAGAAAGUCGGAGAGUGCAGCCUUUCACUUUAAGACCGGCUAGGCUCGCGGAUAAAAGGCCAGCAGGGCCGGGCGGCCUCCACUGCAGCCCGUCCGAGAGGCUCGGUGCCUUUUGCGCGUGGCCCCCUUUCACCUCCGAAGUUGGCUCCAGCGCUAGCAGCCGCAUUGGAUCCCACAGCUUAUUGUGAGACUCCGGUGUACAAUCCGGAUCUCUGCCCCAACAUGAUCGCGGCCCAGGCCAAGCUGGUCUACCACCUAAAUAAGUACUACAACGAGAAAUGCCAGGCCAGGAAAGCUGCCAUCGCCAAAACCAUCCGGGAAGUCUGCAAAGUGGUAUCCGACGUCCUGAAGGAGGUGGAGGUGCAGGAGCCGCGCUUCAUCAGCUCGCUCAACGAGAUGGACAACCGCUACGAGGGCCUGGAGGUCAUCUCUCCCACCGAGUUCGAGGUGGUGCUCUAUCUGAACCAGAUGGGGGUGUUUAACUUCGUGGACGACGGCUCGCUGCCCGGCUGCGCGGUGCUGAAGCUGAGCGACGGUCGCAAGAGGAGCAUGUCCCUCUGGGUAGAAUUCAUCACCGCCUCUGGCUACCUCUCGGCACGCAAAAUCCGCUCCAGGUUUCAGACGCUGGUGGCUCAGGCGGUGGACAAGUGUAGCUACAGGGAUGUAGUAAAGAUGGUGGCUGACACGAGCGAAGUGAAACUGAGAAUCCGCGAUAGGUACGUGGUGCAGAUCACCCCGGCCUUUAAAUGCACCGGGAUCUGGCCGCGGAGUGCUGCCCACUGGCCGCUUCCCCACAUCCCCUGGCCGGGACCCAACCGGGUGGCAGAGGUCAAGGCCGAAGGGUUCAAUCUGUUGUCCAAGGAGUGCCACUCCCUGGCCGGCAAGCAGAGCUCAGCGGAGAGCGACGCUUGGGUGUUGCAGUUUGCAGAGGCUGAGAACAGACUGCAAAUGGGGGGCUGCAGGAAGAAAUGUCUCUCCAUCCUGAAAACCCUACGCGACCGCCAUCUGGAGUUGCCGGGACAGCCCCUCAACAACUACCACAUGAAGACGUUGGUGUCCUACGAGUGUGAGAAGCAUCCCCGGGAGUCGGACUGGGACGAAUCCUGCCUGGGCGACCGGCUGAACGGAAUUCUGCUGCAGCUCAUCUCCUGCCUGCAGUGCCGCCGGUGUCCCCACUACUUCUUACCAAACUUAGAUCUGUUUCAAGGCAAACCGCACUCGGCUCUGGAGAAUGCCGCCAAACAAACGUGGCGGCUGGCAAGAGAGAUCCUGACCAACCCAAAAAGUUUGGAAAAACUCUAGAGGAUGAUCUAAUCCAGGGCCGACAAGAUCUCUCUUCUCAGAGUCCCGGCGAAAUGAAAACUUCCUGGUUGAUCCCUAUUUAGUAUUUCCUGAGGCAGUGCAGAAGAUCUCUUCCUUUAACAGGAGCUGCAGCACAACAUGAACGCAUGUCUCACACUCCCCUGGAGGAGACGGAAACGGAGUAGGGAACCCAGGGGGAAACCUACACCACACACAUCUUUAUGCAGGCAUCUCCCACCUCCCCUCAAGAGUGCACAAAACCCGACAACAGCCGGCAACAAUGGAAGACCGCGGCGGACUGGGUGGAAGGAUUACAGCAAUCCCGGGACUUAGGCGCUUCUGCCUGCCAGUAAACCCGACCUGGAUGUGCCACCGGGAGGAUCCGAAGGAGCCUGUAAUGUAUAUUUUGAUUUGUAACAAAAAUUGUGAUCUCAUGUUGUCUUUCAAAGUGUGGAUGUUGGUGUUUUGUGAUUUGGUGAACAGAACUGAAAUUGUCAUUUGGAAACUUCCAGACACUUUCCACGAACAGAGAUGCAUUUAAAGGUAGAUUUCUUCCUGGUACUUUACCUGUCUGUGAAGUGUCUGAACUUUAAAAAAAAAAGUUUACAUUUUGUUUUAAAUAUAUUGCUUGUUCUAACAUUCCAUAAGUAUACUUGAAAUGUUAUUUAAAUAUAUUCAAAGAAAUUUGAAUUCAGCUUAUAUAAUAACGCUUGAAUAUCUGAAUUAUAUAUAUUUGAAAAUGCACUUGAAAUACACUGGAUAAUUACUUUUGUGAUUUAGAUUUUAAUUUCUGUUGCUGAUUUUUAUUUAAUUAGAAGAUAAUAAAUGAAGUAAAAUACCAAAUCAUUGUGUCUCGUUUUAAAUUGUUUUUGUUAAGAGGCAAAGCUUCCUUUUGAAAAAUCAACUGGAGUAUUUUAAACAUUUUGACAAAUUGGCUAAUAAAAUCACUAAAAAUACACAUUACAGGGGUUCUUUUUUAAUAGCCAUAGAAAAUAUCCAUUUCCUCAGUUUCUAAUUUACUGCAUGGUUCUUUUCUACAACUGACACAUUUAUAAUCUACUUUCCAGAUCUUGCUUCUGCUUAAUAUUUCUGUAGCUUCUUGACAAUAUAAGGGGGAAAAUCUAUCAUGGCAAUGGAGAUUACUGAGUUUAAAAGCAGAAAAUUCUGAGGAAAUUAACUUAAAGUCAUAAUAAAAACUUUGAAUUUUGUAAUGAAAUCCAAGCGAUAAGAUGAAAAUAUCUUUUAAACAAUAUAGUUUAUCAACCUAUUUUGCACAGUAAGUGUUUAGAGUAAAUUAGUCAGAAAGCCACAUUCAUUCUUACCACACAGGGACGCUAACGGAAAAACAUAAAGGCAAGUUUCUACUUGCUUCCAAACAGCACGCUCACUCACCUUAGAGGCUGAAGUCAGGUCCUCUGCUGUUGUCUCACUCAUCAACAAGUGCUGAGAGCCUGAGUCUAAGGCUCUGCAUUAGUUAAGUCAGGUGGUGAUAAACUGGAGAAUUUCCUUUGCUCAUUUACAAAUGUUUUAUUAUGUGCCGUUUCUGCGUAUAACUUUAACAUAAAUAAUAAGGCUCAAGUCUGACUACCUAUUUUAGAACAGCUUUUGAAGCGACUUAAAGGAAGAUCUUUUCAAAACUAUAGUGAAACAUCCAGUAGAAUAACCCUUUAUCUCAACCCCUUACUCUCAGAAGAAAUUCCCAAAACUACAGUAAAACAUCCAGUAGAAUACCCUAUUAUCUCAACUUCUUAACCUCAGAAGAAAUUCACAAAACUUACAUUGACAUAAAUAAGAAACUAGAGAAAUGCAUCUCAGAAGGGUGCUGGGCUGUAGGGUUUCU
Messenger RNA from Mesocricetus auratus (golden hamster), 3654 nucleotides. RefSeq names its product mab-21 like 1 (gene Mab21l1). The record is from RefSeq and is a predicted model, not a curated record. NCBI's taxonomy places the organism in Eukaryota, Metazoa, Chordata, Mammalia, Rodentia, Cricetidae. The transcript has a single exon. Bases 735 to 1814 code for a protein of 359 amino acids.